AAAAAAAAGAGGACAAAAAAAAAAAAAAAAAAAAAGAAACGGUGAGGUUCAGUGAGCAAUUACAAUUUCGUUUCCAUAAACCCGCUUGUUUCGUCUUUGCCACCAAAGUGGUAUCGCUGAAUCCUCCGGGAUAGCCUGGUACUCCUUCGGACGGAUGGUUAAUUACGGGUCAGGAUAACUAGGUACCUUUUCACCGGGGGUCGUUCCGUUCAGGGACGUUUGUAUUUACUUGCCGGCUUGUUUGUUUGCUGCCCUUUUUUUUUUUUUCUUCUCUUUUAUAUUCUGCCUGUCCUCGUGUACCUGCAGGCAGAUCUCUUUUGGUCCCACCUGCAUUCUGUCUGCUUGCUUUGUCUUGUCGGUCGAGCGUUUACACGUACAUACAAAAAGGACACCAUGGGCAACCAACCCUCAAGCCUGCAGACUUGCCUCAGGGACGUCUGUGCUGGCCAGUCCGGCUGCGUUGGUUAUGCCGCCUUCAACAACGACCCGCUCUACCAGCUCACCUGGGUCAAGCCGUACAACCUCGAUUCGACCGCCGCCGUGAGCCCCAUCGCAGUCGUCAGACCGAAGACGGUGGAGCAGGUGGCUGGUGUUGUCAAGUGCGCCGCUUCGAAUGGUAAAAAGGUCCAGGCCAAAUCUGGAGGACACUCUUACGGAAACUAUGGUCUCGGUGGCCCAAACAGCACCGAUGUCAUCACCAUCGACUUGGUAAACUUCCAACAGUUCCGCAUGGACAACGAGACGUGGAAGGCGACAAUGGGAGCUGGCCAUCAGCUCGGCGACGUAUCCAAAAAGCUGCACGACAACGGCGGUAGGGCAAUGGCUCAUGGCGUGUGUCCCGGGGUCGGAAUCGGCGGCCACGCCACCAUUGGUGGCCUCGGAGCCAUGUCUCGCCAGUGGGGAUCUUGUCUGGACCACGUGCUCGAGGUGGAGGUUGUCACUGCCGACGGCAAGAUUCAACGGGCCAGCGAGGAGCAAAACUCGGACCUGUUUUUUGCUCUCAAAGGUGCGGGCGGCAGCUUCGGUGUGAUAACCGAGUUCGUCAUGAAGACGCACCCAGAGUUCGGCAAGGCGGUGCAGUACAUGUACUCGUUCACGUUCCAGUCCAUGCGCGAACAGUGGCGCAUCUUCAAGGCCUGGCAGGACCUCAUCGGCGACCCGGACCUGGACCGGCGGUUCGGCAGCCAAAUCAUCAUCACGCCGCUGGGGUGCAUCAUCGAGGGCACCUUUUACGGCAGCCAGGACGAGUUUGACGCCACGGGCAUCGUCGGCAAGCUCCCGUCGACGCGCAACUCGACCGUCCAGGUGACGGACUGGAUGGGCACCGUGGUCAGCAACGCCGAGCGCGAGGCCCUCUUCGUCUCCAACCUCGCGUCGCCCUUUUACUCCAAGUCCCUCGGCUUCCGCCAGCAGGACCUGCUGUCCGAGGACGCCAUCAAGGACAUGUUCAACUACAUCGCCGACACCCGGACCGGCACCCCCAUCUGGGCCAUCAUCUUCGACCUCGAGGGCGGCGCCAUCAACGACGUGCCCAUGAACGCCACCGCCUACGCCCACCGCGACAAGACCAUGUUCUACCAGUCCUACGCCGUCGGCAUCCCCCAGGUCUCCAGCACCACCCGCAGCUUCCUGUCCGGCUUCCACGACCGCGUCGCCGCCAGCAUCAAGGACCGCGACGCCGCCGGCGCCGUCGUCUACGCCGGCUACGUCGACCCGGCCCUGGGCGACGCCGCGCAAAAGUCCUACUGGGGUUCCAACUACCCGGCCCUCCAGCGAAUCAAGGCCAAGUACGACCCCGAUGAUGUGUUUCGCAACUACCAAAGCGUUCGGCCUGACGCCAACGCAAAGAGCGAGGAUGAGAACGGUUCUGGCUCUAGCCCGACGCAGAGCGGCGCUAGCGGCCCUCAAACCACCGGCGAAAGCAAUGACGAGAAUCUUGGGUCCGUCAGCGGCCCAUCAUGGGCACUGCUCUCGCUGUGGCUGAUGGUGGCCACGAUGGCGCCACUUUUGCUUUGAGAAGGCUUGUUAUAUACCAGGUGGCUUGGCAUUGUUUACUGCUUCGGAGCCCCUCGACAAGCCUUUGUCAGGGGGGCCAUGACUUGAAAAGAGCGAUCAUAAUACACAUAACGACCUGACGACACGCGAUUGAUUGGCUUGGUCACGACAGAUAUAGAAUUUGGCUUCAUGUUAUUUAAACUUCAUCAGAUUGAACAAACCCAAUACUUAUGCUUACAUGACUUAUAGAAACACUGUUUUGAAGCG
Messenger RNA from Pyricularia oryzae 70-15, 2262 nucleotides. RefSeq lists its product as uncharacterized. Gene Ontology annotation, molecular function: FAD binding; oxidoreductase activity. The transcript has 5 exons. Lineage: Eukaryota; Fungi; Ascomycota; Sordariomycetes; Magnaporthales; Pyriculariaceae. The record is from RefSeq and is a predicted model, not a curated record. The coding region runs from base 394 to 2016 and encodes 540 amino acids.